Molecule: messenger RNA, 1463 nt
Organism: Aspergillus piperis CBS 112811
Lineage: Eukaryota; Fungi; Ascomycota; Eurotiomycetes; Eurotiales; Aspergillaceae
Exons: 1
Coding region: 216-1463 (415 amino acids)
Source: RefSeq, a predicted model, not a curated record
UCACUUCGCCUCCACUCAUCCAGGCAGGCUGUGUACAUCAUGCCCCCUUUCGCCCCAACAAUAUGGCCUUAUGCAAGAACCAGAUCACCCCCUAAUCAACUCUCCUUCGUCCUGCAUUUGGGGUUUCUCACAUUUUUCUGUCUCUAUUGGGAUCAGUCUCUCGCUAUUCUUCCACCUUUUACCCAGUUCAUUGUCUCGCCGUGGGCAACAACAUCAUGGCAUCACGCUCCUUUUCCUCCCAGUCUCUCCUGACCGGCUUCCUCCUGACGCUCAUUUCCUCGCCCUUUGCCUCCGCCGACCUCACUCUUGUUUCCAAUCCCCAAACUACAUCUGCCCCCGUCGAAACUGUCUCCCUCAUCGAUGCCAGCGGCAUCCCCAUCACCACUGCCAACGACCCCGCCGACAAUGCCUGGGUCAUCCCCUUGACCGGACCAGCCAGCGCUCCCACCGGCGCUGCCUGGGGCGCGCAAAUCCAAUACAACAACGACCUGGCUGGAGUCCUCCCCGUCGCAUUUGGAACACCCACCACCACCGCCAAACCAACCGCAACAGCGACAGGAAAGGCGACAUCAAAAACAACAGCAACGUUUGUGUCCGCCGGCUCACCCGGCCAAAAGACCGAGACUCUCGAUCUCGAAAUUGCGUUCAGCAACACACUCCUCCUAUCUCAAGACACAAGUCUAAACAUAACCUCCACCACAAACAAAACCAACUCAACAACCAUCCCCUCCCUCCCCGUCGGCCUGAACCUCGGCCUCCGAAACAAAUGGAACGGCUCCGUCGUACUGGGAGGCAACUACGACUCCAACCGCAUCUACGACGAACCACACUGGCAAACCACCCCGGAAACCAGCGCCGGCAACACCAGCUUCAUCGAUACAGGCAUGCUAGAUAUCAGCGCCGUCAUACUCCAAUUGUACACUACCCCCAACGCUACAACCAGUAGCGAAGACGCAGAAUACCCAUUCGGUGGUACUAGCGUGCAGGAAACGAGUAAAUCGCUCCCCGCCAUGCUGGACUUUAAUUCUGAGGUCUUGUCCGUGCCGGAUGAAUCCUGGUGCGCACGGAACAUCUCGAUCGUGUUCAAUCCGGAUAGCGAGUCGUAUCCGAUAUUUGAUAUCCCAGUUUGGGACGAGCUGGUUCCCAAAGAGAGGUGUCAGGUGAGCAGUGGGAAGGUCGUGCUCGGAAGGCCGUUCUUCCAGGCGGCGUAUGUUUAUGUGAAUUCGGCAGGCGAUAUGUAUUUCAGUUCGAUUACUACAGAUGAUGUGGCUGUUGCGACUAAGCCGUUUGAUUUGCAUGUACAGCUUUCAGAAGCGGUUAAUGGCACUGAGAGUUAUGGGGGAGAGAAUGGAACGGCGACGGGGUCGGGAAGUGAUGCGACGGGGACGUCGGGAGCGGGAAGGUUGGGUGUUGAGGGUCUUUUGGGGGUGGUCGUGGGGCUGGGGUUGUUAUUUUUGAUGUGA